CUAGAGCGCGGCCGCGGACGAAGAUGGCGACCGCCAUGUACUUGGAGCACUACCUGGACAGCAUUGAGAACCUUCCGUGUGAGCUUCAGAGGAACUUCCAGCUCAUGCGAGAGCUGGACCAGAGGACAGAAGAUAAGAAGGCAGAGAUCGACAUCCUGGCUGCAGAGUAUAUAUCCACAGUGAAGACACUUUCUCCAGACCAGCGUGUGGAGCACCUGCAGAAGAUCCAGAGUGCCUACAGCAAGUGUAAGGAGUACAGUGAUGACAAGGUGCAGCUGGCCAUGCAGACCUAUGAGAUGGUGGAUAAACACAUUCGAAGGCUCGAUGCAGACCUGGCACGCUUCGAAGCAGAUCUGAAGGACAAGAUGGAGGGCAGUGACUUUGAAAGCUCUGGAGGACGAGGGUUAAAAAAAGGUCGAGGUCAGAAAGAAAAAAGAGGCUCCCGGGGUCGUGGCAGGAGGACCUCAGAGGAAGACACUCCAAAGAAAAAGAAGCACAAAGGAGGGUGAGAGGCUCUUUUCCUUGUCUCUUUCUCCCCAAAGGUUACUUAGCAUCAGUAUUUCCUUAGCAUCUAGAAA
Neomonachus schauinslandi (Hawaiian monk seal) is the source of this 578-nucleotide messenger RNA. It is a transcript of the gene ING5, whose product is annotated as inhibitor of growth family member 5. The record is from RefSeq and is a predicted model, not a curated record. Bases 24 to 509 code for a protein of 161 amino acids. Gene Ontology annotation, cellular component: nucleus. Gene Ontology annotation, molecular function: chromatin binding. Gene Ontology annotation, biological process: positive regulation of apoptotic signaling pathway; positive regulation of DNA-templated transcription. Lineage: Eukaryota; Metazoa; Chordata; Mammalia; Carnivora; Phocidae. The transcript has 5 exons.